AAUGGCAUUUAAAAAAAGUACUUAUUUGGAUUUUAAAUUCAUAGUUAUAGUUAACUAUAUUCAGCUCAUAAAUAGGAAGGUUCUUUAUUGUCACAUGUGACAUUAAAUUUUCUUCAUAUUUUUUUACAACUAUGUCAGCAGAAAAUAAUGACCUUGAUGAACCCCAACUUUCAGCUGAAACAUUAAAAGCAUUAAAAGAAUUUUAUGAAGAACAAAAUGAAAAAAUCUUGAAUCUAUAUGGCGAUAAAAAAAAUAUCUCUGAUAUAAAAUUUGAUGAAGAUUGGCAACUUAGUCAAUUUUGGUAUGAUGAAAAUACAUGUGAACAACUAGUUAAAUGUGCAGUUCAAACAAUUGGAUGUCAUGGAACAGUAGCUUUAAUAUCAUGUCCAACAUUAUAUAAACACUUCAAAAAUAAUUCACCUUCUAUUUCGGUUAAACUUUUUGAAUAUGACAAGCGAUUUAGUGCAUAUGGAAUUGAUUAUGAAUUUUAUGAUUACAAUGAACCAUUAAAACUAAACAACGAAUUAUUUAAUUAUUUUGACCUAGUCAUUGUUGAUCCUCCGUUUCUUUCAGAAGAAUGUUUGACAAAAUCAAUAUUAACAGCUACAAAUCUAACAAAAAAUAAGCUUAUUCUUUGUACAGGUGAAGUUAUGGAAGGUACUGCAAAGAAAUUAAUUAAUUUACACAAGUGUUCUUUUAUACCUAAACAUAAAAACAAUCUAGGUAAUGAAUUUGCUUGUUUUACUAAUUUUUUAUCUCCUCUUGAUUAGAUAUUUUUCAUAAUAAUAUUGUUAUUAUAUUUAAUUAUUAAAUGUAAGUAAAAAUAUUGAGUUUACAAUAAAUGCAUAUUUUUUCAUUCAUAUCAA
Messenger RNA from Daktulosphaira vitifoliae (grape phylloxera), 866 nucleotides. RefSeq names its product EEF1A lysine methyltransferase 1. The record is from RefSeq and is a predicted model, not a curated record. Bases 132 to 770 code for a protein of 212 amino acids. Gene Ontology annotation, biological process: methylation. The transcript is spliced from 4 exons. Gene Ontology annotation, molecular function: nucleic acid binding; protein-lysine N-methyltransferase activity. Lineage: Eukaryota; Metazoa; Arthropoda; Insecta; Hemiptera; Phylloxeridae.